Molecule: messenger RNA, 2709 nt
Organism: Penicillium soppii
Lineage: Eukaryota; Fungi; Ascomycota; Eurotiomycetes; Eurotiales; Aspergillaceae
Product: crossover junction endodeoxyribonuclease
Exons: 2
Coding region: 1-2709 (902 amino acids)
Molecular function (GO): crossover junction DNA endonuclease activity; 5'-flap endonuclease activity
Source: RefSeq, a predicted model, not a curated record
AUGGGUAUUCCAGGUGAAACUAGACUCAUCAAUGCCAUUGGCCCAGGAGAGCGUAUCUCUCUCGCCAAGUUGGCUGUAACGCAUCUGGAGCGGACAGCAAGACCGAUGCGCAUUGCUGUCGACAUUUCCAUUUGGCUGUUCCAGGUCCAAGCGGGCCGGGGUGGAAGGAAUCCAGAAUUGCGCACUCUAUUUUAUCGCCUGUUGAAAUUACUUGCAUUGCCUGUGCAUCCUCUUUUUGUUUACGACGGACCACAAAAGCCCUCAUUCAAAAGGGGCAAAACAAUAUCAGCACGUAGCUACGGGAGUGCACCAAUUAUCAGGCGAUCCAAGGAUCUCAUCGAGCGAUUCAAAUUCCCAUGGCACCAAGCGCCAGGCGAGGCAGAAGCCGAAUGCGCACGGCUGCAGCAGGCUGGCAUUGUAGAUGCUGUCAUGAGCAACGAUGUCGAUGCCUUGAUGUUCGGGUCAUCCAUGACGAUCAUGAAUUUUUCCAAAGAGAGUGGAAGCGGGACCUCAUCUGCAACUCAUGUCACCUGUUACGCGAUGGGACAAGACGGACACCCUUCAAACAUACCCCUUGACCGGCCAGGGAUGAUUCUGUUUGCUAUGCUUAGUGGAGGAGACUAUCUACCAUCCGGCGUUGAAGGAUGCGGUAGUAAGCUCGCCGCCCAAAUCGCCAAAGCUGGAUUUGGCGAAGAUCUCCUACAAAAGCUAGCAUCGCCCUCAGAAAGGAAGACACAUUUGGGUGAAUGGAGAGCACGACUCCAAUGUGAAUUGGAUGAGAACACGAGUGGCUACUUUGUGAGCAAGCGCCCGUCUGUCAAAAUUCCAGAGGCAUUCCCCGAUCAAAUAAUACUCGAGUACUACACUCAGCCGAAGGUUUCCAGUGAUGACGAAAUGGAAUUUCUGAGAAUUCGUCUAAGACAAGCUUGGGAUCAAGACAUUGAUCCCCUAGCCAUCCGUACGUUUGCUGCAGAUCACUUUGAGUGGAACUAUCGGACUGGGGCAAGAAAAGUGAUCAAGCUAUUGGCUGAACCCCUUGUCUCGUACAGACUACGCCUCCAGAGACCAGUUGCAGGUGUCUCUCCUGGCUUUUCGUUUGUGCCCGAUUGCCCACCUAGCAUGCAAAAGGUAUACAAAAACCGCUCGAGUUUCGGUACGGAUGCAACGCCAGAACUUCAGCUCGACAUGCUACCCGCAGAUGUUGUUGGAUUGGAUCUUCUUGCUGAGGAACCACCCCCACCACUUCCAACCCCGGAAAGUGUGGCAUCUCAAAACAGUGUGCACGAAGACGCGGAAGAUGACGACUUAGAAUUAGCUGCUGAAACGGCUCCUUUGACGCCAUCGAAGCCGCGGGUAACUAAACGAUUCGAUCCGUUUUCGUUAGAGAAGGUCUGGGUCUUUGAGACUGUCGCAAGACUUGGAGUUCCGAAUCUUGUGAAUAAGUGGGAGAAAGACCAAGCCGAGAAAGCCGAGAAAGCAAGGGAAGCUGCGGCCAAGAAGAAGACGAGCACUCGGCGCGCGGCUCCCAAGAAGAAGGGGCCAAUUGACGCCGGAAUGAAACGCGGGAGUAUCUUGAAAUAUGGAACUCUCACCAAAGAAAGAUCCGAGUUGUCAACGUCCAAGCAGGCACACUUGCUAGAGGCUACUACUUCGGGGACCUCAAGAAAGAAUCCACUUGCCAGGCCUGGUGUUGAGUCUGCUUCUUCCUCGCCAAUAUGUCUCGACCAAGAAGAUGAUCCCUUCUCGCCAAGUACGUACAGCCAGCAUGGUGCCUCCCCGACAAUGCGAUACGUCUCCCAGCAAGUGGAUGAUCUUCUUGAGAGCUUUAACUCGAUGUGCAAUUUAUCCACUUCUUCAAACACCAAACGCCACCAUAUCACAGAGCAAUCUCAGCUCAAAUCUAGGCGCGCGGCCGUGGGAAAUGGUGGAAUAGACAUCGAGGAAUUAGAGAUCCUAAGUGUGGAUAUCAAUGAUUCACCAACUCGGCCAAGAAGGCAUAAGGGGCUGAAAAUAAGCUACUCAAGCUCAGAAAUGUCGUUCAAUGAGCAUUCUGACAUGGAACUACUCGCUCUCCCUUCUCUGACCAAAAAGACUCGUGCCAAGCCAACUAAAGCCGUCAAGGCACAGUUUGAGGAAAGGGACAACGAAGUACAGAAGAUUGAAAAAGCGAUUGACUCCCUUUCUUUGUCACAGAAAUAUGACCACAGCCAUGACGAGACAACUCCCCCCAAGAGAUUGAGUCAGAGUUCGCCGAAAAAGGCAGUGCAAGCAAAAAAACCACGCACUCGUUCCUCGAAGACUGAGAUAGCUGAGCCAUCUACAUCUUCCAGAAAAUCGAAGUUCAACCCCUCUCAAACAUCAAGUUCAAUCGAUCCAACGCCCCAAAAAGAAUAUGCAUUUGAUGAGCACGCAGAGCCGUCGGGCAUCAAAACCUGCAAGAAUAAUGACAAGCAGCAAGUGAUCAAGUCUAUCAAGUCUACAAAACAAUACACAAAACAGACAGCAGCCUCGAAUCCUAAGUAUGAAACUAAAGGGCACCUGGAGAACAUCACAUUACACGACGGUUUCUGGUCGAUUGACCCAUCACCGCCUGCACAAGACUCACAUGGGGAUACGACCAGGACCAAUGACCAAAGCAUAGCGCGCAGACAUGCCCAAGGUGGCAAGAAAAAGCGAAUCUCGCGUGUCAGCAUUAUUGAUCUUGUUUAA